Messenger RNA from Sphaeramia orbicularis (orbiculate cardinalfish), 1025 nucleotides. Its product is annotated as galactose-specific lectin nattectin-like. The transcript has 8 exons. Lineage: Eukaryota; Metazoa; Chordata; Actinopteri; Kurtiformes; Apogonidae. Bases 101 to 688 code for a protein of 195 amino acids. The record is from RefSeq and is a predicted model, not a curated record.
AGUGUCGUUGAGCACCUCAGACUGAAACUGAGAAGACACAAGAGAAGCAAAUCUGCAGCAGGCCUUCAUCUGGGACAUCUGCAUCAUCUGCACCGUCGUCAUGAAGUUGCUGGUUGUGUUUCUGCUCGUUGGAUCCAUGCUGGUCCUGUCAGAGGGUUUUCCAGAACCAGAGCCUGGACCUGAGGCUGAACCGACUGAAGAACGUGAAGCUGACACAGAAUCAGCAGAUGAAGAAUCAGCAGAUGGAGACGCAGAACACAGUGUUGUCAAGAGAGCAAGAAGAUGUCCCUGUGGUUGGAGACGGUUUGGAACUCGUUGUUUGGUUGUGAAAGGACCACUGAAGUGGGUUGAUGCUCAGAGGCGCUGUCAGUCCAUGGGAGGAAACCUUCUGUCUGUUCAUAAUGCGCAGCAGAUCAACCAGGCCUUGAGUUUACUGGGGAAGAGACGGACAUGGAUUGCAGCAUCUGAUGCACAAGAAGAGGGUCAGUGGCUCAAUGUUGAUGGUACACCCUUCAACUAUGCAAACUGGUGUAGUGGAGAGCCAAACAAUGCCGGUGGACGUGAGCACUGUGUAGAGAUUAACAAUACAGGUACAGGAGGACGCAAUACCUACGGCCGAAAGUGCUGGAAUGAUGUGAGUUGUAGGUCUCGCCUUCAUUCCAUCUGUACCAGAAGAGUGAAUUCCUGAGCAAACACAGAGGCAUGAAGUGAAACCACAACCAGUCAGCGCUGUGUGUUUGUGUCUACAGUCUGUGCAUCGGUCUGUGUCAUCAGUCUCAUAGAUAAACUGAUGACUCCAUAUUUGAAAUCAAACCUGUAUUUCUUUUCUUUUCUCUCGCUGUAACGCUACACGUGGAAAGAAGCGACAAGUCAAAUGUGAACUGUAGGUGGACUGCUUUAGGACCUGGUGUCUCAUAAAAGAGCAGAUUGAACGGUUCUGAAAAGAUGCUUUUAGCUCAUCUUCAUUCUGAUUCUGUUCUUCUUCAAUCAUGCAUGAUUAAAAAGAUUUAAGCAUUGAAACAAGA